CGUCUUCAAGUUCCAUCUCAAUCUGUUCGAACCAUCUUGCUCCUCCCUUGUUGUGAUUUCAUUUGUUUCCUUUUCGUUCGGCAUCAUGCCUUCCUUAGAGCUGGAAAGACUAGAAUCCGCAACACCCGAACGAGAGAUUUCCCCUGCGUCAGACCACCGAAAACCAGACUCCUUGUUGACAUCUUCAGCCACUAUCAAUCUCUCAGAAACAACCACAACCUCCAAUUCCUUCUCCGAUUCCUCAGAUCGACAAUAUAUUCUCCAAAAUGCCUGUAAUAAUUCUCAGCCUGAUCGAGGUUUUCGCUCGCACCUUCAACAGAUCUUCAAGGCUCUCGGGCUCUCAGCUGGCUUUAAUCUGCUUGCCAAAAACUGCGGCUGGCCAGUUACAGAGAAGAAGAAGGUUGUUAUGAAGAGGAACAAGCUUAAGGCGACACUUCGAUGUGUUGUACAUCUAGUCCCAGUCUCGGCGGCAAUUGCUCUACUGAUUCUCAACGGGUCAAACCAUUAUAUCGGCGGUGAACUCAGUGGCGCUGUUGGGCAAGACACUCAGAAGCUGGCGGCGCUCCUGUUUGCCGCAAAAUUGCAUGAGCUAUUUAUGCUUGCAUCCCUUAGCGCUAUGGUCAUCACUUAUAUCCGGAAGGAACUGGUUUUUGGCGAUGGCGUCCCUUUCGGUACUGUGUUCUCAGCAACUCAAUUCAAGGACCUCACAUUCCUAUGGUCGCCAGAGCUUUGGGGCACAAUUUACCACGAAUGGGAGAAGAGAAGAACGAAAUGGAUUGUCAUCAGCUUGCUUGUCAUCUGCUCUGUUGCUGGACUAACAGUUGGGCCAUCCACUGGAAUUCUUAUGAGGCCACGCUUGGAUGAAUGGCCCGCAGGGGGGACAACUUUUUGGAUCGACGCUACAGAAGCAUCACUAAACCCUGAUAAAAUCGAGGCGAUUCCUGAUAUGAGUCAUUGCAGCGUUGAAGAUGGAGACACGUCAUGCCCAGCAAGCGGCUGGCGAAUUCUCAACGAGCAAUAUUUUCCGCAUUGGAAAUCCCUUGGAGGUAUGGGAGCUAUGCCACAGUCACUUUUCAUGCCUGGUCGCUCAUCAUUACGUCAACUUGUCCUGCGCACGAGGAACAUCCGCAACUUUCCCAUGUCACUCCUAUGGGCCAACGCAUUCACCUUAGCAACUGUCUCACCUUCCCCGGUUGCAGAUGCGUUAGUCGACCUUGAAAGACUAUGGAUCAAUGCAGCUGCAAAUUCAGAUAUUGGCAAUUUCAAAUACCGCCGAGAUGCUUCCUUUACAACAGACUGUUUACAGUCAUUGGUUAUGACACGGUGUCAUAACACCAACUAUGUGUCAGGUGAAGCAGUUAAAUUACGCUUUCCGAGUUUUCGCAACGUCACUCUCAGUCACGGACCUGGGUCUGCAGCUCAUUUAGGUAGCCAUGCCAGCUUUGGAGAAUGGCUACACAUUGACGAUACAUCGAUAACCUCUCCGAUAGAAGAGUUACUCGUUUCCAGUGGCCGCCCUUCGCUAUACUGGAUCGACGAUUCUGAGUUUCUGCAAAAGACCCAGACCUCGUUGAUGGUUGUGGCUACAAUUCCAAAGUCGAAAGCAGGUCCUGCGGCAUAUCACACUUGUAGCAUUGACAGUCGAUUUGCAAACGUUACGUUGAAAACUUCACGGAACUCUAUUACGAAUGUCUUCAGCGCUCCCAGUGGUUUUGAUAACGUGGGAACAUUCAAUUCCGCGUACCGACCAAUCAAGCUCAGUGCUGACUGGGCCAGGUAUCUAAAUCCCACUAUUUCAACCUCCAACCAAACCAAUGAUACUGUUUUUUCUGCUCUGGCAGAAACAGCUGGUCUGUGGGCAUCAGAUUUUACUAUUAGUUCAGAGUGGUUUCCUAUUAUCGUCGAGAACAUCCUUGCGACACUGCUAACAAACGCGAUCGGAGGAGCAAAUUUUGACAAAACCAUGGUUGGGACUCUUAGUGGAUUGAACGAACCUUCAAACCCAUGGAGCCUUGGAAUGUGGGUGAAGCAAAUCCUCCCUCAAAACGGAAGACUGGGGUAUGGCGGCAAUGCUUUCAACAUUACCAAAGACGAUGAGGCGAAAGCCACUAGAUUUGUGAUGAAAGUUCGAAUUUUGGGCUAUGCAUAUAGCCCUCAAGGUAAAACGCAGAUUGCUGCGAUGAUUGCUCUUUCACUAUAUGUUUUACUAGUCUCGAUUCACAUUGGUUACUCAGCUAUGACGGGGUGGUAUUCAAAUAGCUGGGGUUCACCCUCGGAAUUGACUGCACUUGCGAUGAACUCGGCUUACACUAGUAAACUCGAGAAUACAGGGGGUGGCAUCGAAACCGUCGAUGUCUUCAAGGAAAGGGUAUGGGUUCGACUGAAAGAUGAAAGAGCUCAGAUAGUGUUCGAUGACACUUUUAGCAGGCAGAAAUUGCAAGAUGGGGUAGCAUAUGCUUGA
Molecule: messenger RNA, 2461 nt
Organism: Bipolaris sorokiniana ND90Pr
Lineage: Eukaryota; Fungi; Ascomycota; Dothideomycetes; Pleosporales; Pleosporaceae
Exons: 2
Coding region: 86-2461 (791 amino acids)
Source: RefSeq, a predicted model, not a curated record